AUGGAUCACUCCCGCGACCCUUGUCCAUAUGUCGCCCUGAGCGAUUUCGGUGGUGCUUUCUGCAUGGGUGCGAUCGGAGGUGCCGUCUGGCACGGUAUCAAAGGCUUCCGCAAUAGUCCAUACGGCGAGCGUCGGAUAGGCGCCCUCACAGCCAUCAAGGCUCGCGCUCCCGUUCUGGGUGGUAACUUCGGUGUUUGGGGUGGUCUUUUCAGCACAUACGAUUGCGCUAUCAAGGGCAUUCGCAAAACAGAAGAUCCCUGGAACGCUAUCGGUGCCGGUUUCCUGACCGGUGGCUCCCUCGCCGUCCGUGGUGGUGUCAAGGCUGCCCGCAACUCAGCAAUCAUGUGCGCUGUCUUCUUGGCCGUCAUUGAAGGUGUUGGUAUCGGCUUCCAGCGCAUGAUGGCCGAUAACACAAAGCUCGAGCUUCCUCCCCUUCCUCCCUCCGAACAAAAGGCACUUGCUUAA
Molecule: messenger RNA, 465 nt
Organism: Penicillium salamii
Lineage: Eukaryota; Fungi; Ascomycota; Eurotiomycetes; Eurotiales; Aspergillaceae
Source: the annotation of a GenBank genome assembly